Messenger RNA from Spea bombifrons (plains spadefoot toad), 978 nucleotides. Its product is annotated as olfactory receptor 5I1-like. The transcript has a single exon. NCBI's taxonomy places the organism in Eukaryota, Metazoa, Chordata, Amphibia, Anura, Pelobatidae. Gene Ontology annotation, biological process: G protein-coupled receptor signaling pathway. The record is from RefSeq and is a predicted model, not a curated record. The coding region runs from base 1 to 978 and encodes 325 amino acids. Gene Ontology annotation, cellular component: membrane. Gene Ontology annotation, molecular function: G protein-coupled receptor activity; olfactory receptor activity.
AUGGUCAUUCCCCCCCCUCUUUUUAACUCCAGCCAACAAAAUGUUCAGGAAUUUAUCCUCUCCACCAUCUCUGUGGUGUAUGAAGUCCAAAUACUUCUCUGUAUCUCAUUUACUAUCAUCUACGCUGUUACAUUUUUUGGCAAUGCCAUCAUUAUUUUAAUUAUACAAUUGGAUACCCGUCUUCAGACUCCAAUGUAUUUUUUCUUGACUAACUUGUCUUUUCUUGAUAUAUGUUAUUCCUCUGUAACUGUUCCGAAAUUGUUGGAUAUCCUUUUUGCGGGAAACAGGAAAAUUUCAUUUUAUGGCUGCAUCUUGCAGAUGUAUUUCUUCCAUGUUCUGGGAAGCUCAGAAAUGUUUCUUCUCGCUGCCAUGGCUUAUGACCGUUACGUAGCAAUAUGCAACCCCUUACGAUAUACUGUUAUAAUGACAAGAGCUGUAAGUGUACCAUUGGGUGUCAGCGCAUGGUUAGGAGGUUUUACGCACUCUACUUUACAUACCGCAUGUCUUCUAAGACUUAUCUUCUGUGGACCAAAUAUCAUGGAUAACUUCUUCUGUGAUGCUACGCCUCUCAUAAAAUUAUCAUGUUCUGACACAACCAUUGAUGAAAUUAUGCUCAUUACAACGCCUGGUAUUCUGGGGCCUUCCUGCUUCAUUUUAAUUCUUGUUUCUUAUAGCUACAUUGUCAGCAGCAUUCUGAAAAUAAACUCAAUGGAAGGAAGAUACAAAACAUUUUCUACAUGUGCCUCUCAUUUAAUUGUGGUUUCAAUUUUCUAUGGUACUGGUAUAAUUGUGUACAUACAGCCAAUGUCAGUCUAUUCAUCUGCAAAUCGCUUUGUCACAGUGUUCUAUGCCAUUAUAACACCCAUGUUAAAUCCAAUUAUAUAUGCCUUAAGAAAUAAGGAGGUUAAGGGAGCAUUGGGAAAAUUAUUGUGUCAGCAGAGACGUGUACAAAGAAGUAUACAAAGGCAGAACACCUGA